GAACACCGACCAGUUGGCCGGGCAGGCCGGCUCUCGCUUAGACCAGCCAAGCCCGAAUCCGAGAGAGUCUCGGUCCGCCGCUUACCGCGCACGGAUCAAGUUCGUUGUCCGACCGGUCUCCGCCGCCGCCGAGUUCGAGUUUUCGGAAAAGUUCGCGGCUUAAUUGCGGCCGGCCGCGCGACUGCGCGCCGAUAAUCCCCGCGGGCACGCGUAUAAAAGGCAGUAGGUAACCGAACCGUUAUCUCGCGGACGCGGACGCGUACAAGUACGCGCGACGCGGUGCGCGCUCGAGAAACGGUCUCCGAUUAUCUCGGAUCGCUCGAUGGAAACCGCCUCGGAAUCCGGCCGCGCGACCGUUUCGAAACAUUUCGGUGCCGCGAGCCCCGCGAACGGACCGCGUUCGUUCGCCUCCGAAUGAACGGAACCGCGUCGAAUCGACCGUCCGCGGUACAACCUGCGAGCGCACGGCGUCCCGGUUUUGCAUGGGUGUACGCGUAAGUGAACCAGAACGCGUUCGAUCCGAUUCGAUCCGAUCCGAACCGAUCCGAUUCGUUCCGAUCCGUUCCGAUUAUCUCGACCGGUCCAGCAGCGAUCGUCGUCCUCCGCGACGCGCUUAACGGUACAUCUCUCGCCUCUGGAUUCCGCCUCGACUCCGAUGCCACCGUCUCGGCCGAUGCCGCCGAAACACCGAUAAACCGGACGAGGAUCCGCCGAGACGCGAUCGUCGGCCUCCGAAAGACCGCGUCGCAGCUUGAAGACUCCGGCGAAAGUGCUCGCUGCGAGGCUGCGGAAUGUUUCAAGAGCCGUUCUUCCUGCACCCGCCGGGCUCCAGGCCUCGCGAUGGCAUCUACAUAAACCCGAUGAGCGCGUACAUCGGCGAGCCCGCGAAGCCGAAGGACACCUCCGAGUCGUUUUACCUCCACAGCCCGCACGAUCUCGUCUACACGAGGAUCACGCGGCUAUUCUCCGACACGGAGAAGCAUCGACACUUCGAGAAGAAGGACGAAACUUUGACUGUGAAAGUGGACGUGCACAUCAACAACGGCGAUCGACCGACCAGCGGAAAUUGUUACGCGGCCAAGUCCGAGACCGUUCGGGAGCCCGUCGAGCACGCGUACGAGCAGAUCGGCACGCGGCAAGAAUCGGAGCCCGUCGGGUCAGCCGCGGCGGCUAGAAAGAGGCUGCCGGAGAUCGCGUCGGACGACAGCCUGAACAAUUUCAGCCGUUCCCGUAAAACCGAUCGCAGAUACAGCCGGUCGAGCAGCGCGAGCGAGUCGUCGAACCUCAGCAGCGAGGUGCCCUGCUUCUCGUCGAGCACCUCGACGCCCUCGCUGUCGCGGAACAGCAGCAACGAGCGCAUCGGCGGCAAGACCGGCAAGAACAAUCCCGAGGCAUCGCAAGAGAAAAAAGACCAGGCCGGCUCGCAAGUAGAAAGCGAAAAGGAAGUUAAACCGGCUGGCACCGGAGCUAGUAUCGCGAAACCGCCGCCUCCGCCGCCGCCGCCCCCGCCCCCGGACAGAGAGGACGUCGUGGUGCUGGUGGUCAACACGAAGCAGCAGGAGGCGAUCGGCCGCGACGGGAAGAAGGACGCGGCUUCCGGGGAGCCGAGCCGUGAUGCGAAGAGCCCGGAGCAGGGCGUAGCAGCGACCAACAAGUCCGACGUAUCCUGCGGCGAGCAUCAACAGCCGGAAGUACCGCCGGCCAGUCCUCCGGCGGACACCGAGGAAAUUAAGGCGAGCCAGGCGUCCCAUCUGGUCAACAGGCACAUGGUGCUGCCGUUCAUACCGCCGAAGUUCGCGAACGCGGACUCGAACACGUUGCUCAAGCCGUCCGAGUACCUGAAAAGCAUUUGCAAGACGUCAGCGAAGAACUGCCUGUCGAAAGCGAGGUCGGUGGACAACCUGGACAUACAAGGCCGGGGCACGGACCGGAGGGAAAUCGCCGCGAUCCGAGACCGGAAGGAGCUCAGCCAGGAGGAGGAGGAGGAGGAGGACGAGGACGAGGAGGGGGAGGAGACCGAGGCCGAGGGAAGACGAGCGGAGCCGGACCAGGAGAAGCAACAGUGUUCGGGACCACCGCCGCCCCCCCUGUCGCCGCUGCAAAAGCUGCGACGGAACGGCGAAGAGGCCGGUGCCGGAGCCGGGACCGGAAGCGGCGCCAACAUGGGCACCAGCGCCACCACCGAGGCCGAGCAGCCGAUGUCGAAGGCCGCGCAACCGCUCGCCACCAUCAGCAUCCAGGACCUCACGAGCAUCCAACUGCGGAGGACCACCGCGAAGAUGAACGCCACCAAAACGUUCUCCGCGCCGCCUCCGCGCAGCGUUUCCAUGACGAACGUUUCAGAAACCUUCUUCGUUCAAAAGACGGACCUGAUAGCGGAACUGAAGAAGACCAAGGACAUUCCCGGCAUCAAGAAAUUGAAGGUGGAGAUGGCGCAGGUGGAGAAAACGCAGGAGCAGAAUCUCAUGUCGGAGAUCAGCAAAGCGUUCAGCGCCUCCAACUUCGUCGACCAGAUUCCAGAGAAGGACAGUUCCGGUAACCUGAUACCGAUAUGGAAACGCCAGAUGCUGGCCCGAAAGGCCGCGGAACGAGCCAAGAAAGAAUUGGAGGAGCAGAUCGCCCGGGAAAACGAAGAGAGACGGCAGAAGGCGAUUCCUGCGUGGAAGAGGCAGCUGCUCGCCAAGAAGGAUACCGAGGAGAAAAAGCCGCAGCCGACGCCGUCGGUGGCCAAGAUGGACGCGUCCCAGAAACGGGACGCCUCGCCGAGUCGACCCGAAGAUAAAGUUGAACUGGAGGAGAAGAAGAGCGAAGGGAGCCCGCCGUGCAAAGCCGCGCAGGUGGUCGAGCCAGAGGAAGAAGUCGACACGCAGAUCAUAAUCCCGUGGCGAGCGCAGCUCAGGAAAACCAACAGCAAGCUGAGCAUCCUGGACUGAUCCGUCCGCCCGAGAGAACCCGAGAGAACCUCGACGUUUCUCGUGUCAUUUCGAUUUCGGUUGCGAGCGACGCAACAUGUACAUACAGCCGAGUAAAAUUUUUACCCUAAGAUUC
Molecule: messenger RNA, 3048 nt
Organism: Megalopta genalis
Lineage: Eukaryota; Metazoa; Arthropoda; Insecta; Hymenoptera; Halictidae
Source: RefSeq, a predicted model, not a curated record